CGAAAGCAUCUCGAGCACGCCGACGCUCUCUCCCAAACCCAGGGAGCCUACGCCUUUGGAUCCUCCGGCGAUGUGGUCAGGCGAAAGCGUCGAGCCUCCUGAAGAGCCGUACAUGUUCCCGCAGCCGUUUCAUACAAUCUCCACGGCUGCGGCCACUGAGAAAGCGGCCUCGACUGUCAAUAGCACCCAAUCACCUCUUUCCCAUGUUCUCCAGUCUAACAGCAGUACGACGCCACGGCCUGAAUCGACGCCGUUGGUUGAUUCCGGAGACUUGUCCUGGCAUUGCAGGAGCUGCUUGAAGAACCCGUGUGAGGAUCCCACUGCGACGAUGUGUGGCCAUAUAUUCUGUCAUGGUUGUAUUAUCAAGGAGCUUGCGACGCACAUGCAUUGCCCGGCUUGCAAGAAGGUGAUGUUACUGAGGCUGGACGUGAACUCGUAAUUAGCAGACCCCGAGUAUCGAUGAGGCAUCUAGUCAAUUGAGGAUGUACUUAUAAUCGACAGUUCUUGAUUUCAGCGUGGCUC
This is a messenger RNA of Laetiporus sulphureus 93-53, 522 nucleotides long. RefSeq lists its product as uncharacterized. Lineage: Eukaryota; Fungi; Basidiomycota; Agaricomycetes; Polyporales; Laetiporaceae. Bases 71 to 439 code for a protein of 122 amino acids. The record is from RefSeq and is a predicted model, not a curated record. The transcript has 2 exons.